Messenger RNA from Candidula unifasciata, 1482 nucleotides. The record is from the annotation of a GenBank genome assembly. Lineage: Eukaryota; Metazoa; Mollusca; Gastropoda; Stylommatophora; Geomitridae.
AUGGAGGCUCUAGAUGUUUCGAAAGUAAAGAUUUCUCACACCCAGCUCUUCAUCAACAAUGAGUUUGUGGAUGCAGUCUACAGAAGAACCAUCCCGGUCAUCAAUCCCACAACAGAGGAGCUGAUCUGUGAAAUACAAGCUGGAGAAAAGGAAGACAUUGAUCUGGCAGUGGCCGCAGCCAGAGAAGCUUUCAAGCUGGGGUCACCAUGGCGACAGCUGGAUGCCUCCAAGAGAGGACGAUUGCUGGAGAAGUUUGCCUCUCUCCUGGAGCGGGAUGCGGAACAUCUGGCAGUGCUGGACAGCUUGGACAACGGGAAGCCAUUGAGCGAUGCCAGAGAGGAUGUGGGCGCUACCAUCAGCAUCUUCCAGUAUUUUGCCGGAUGGACGGACAAGAUCUGUGGCAAGACUAUCCCAGUGGACGGGAAUUAUUUCACCUACACUCGACAUGAGCCUGUGGGUGUCUGUGGUCAGAUUAUACCGUGGAACUACCCCAUCGUGAUGCUGUCCUGGAAGUUGGCCCCUGCUCUUGCAUGUGGCAACACUGUGGUCCUCAAACCCUCGGAGGUGACCCCGCUGUCGGCUCUUCACUGUGGUCAGCUGUUCAAAGAGGCAGGAUUUCCCCCUGGAGUGGUAAAUAUAGUUCCUGGCUACGGAGACACGGCUGGAAAAGCUAUCGCCAGCCACAUGGACAUCGACAAGGUGGCUUUUACUGGAUCCACACUGACUGGCAGAAAGGUGAUGAGGGCCGCCGCAGAGAGUAACCUGAAGAGGGUCAGUCUGGAGCUGGGAGGCAAGAGUCCUCUCAUUGUCUUUGCUGACUGUGAUGUGGAGUUUGCAGUGAACUGUGCUCAUGGAGCAAUCAUGAACAACCACGGACAGAAUUGUUGCGCUGCGUCCAGAACGUUUGUCCAGGAUUCCAUCUAUGAGGAGUUUGUCCAGAAGUCCCAGCAGCUUGUGGCCAACAGAAAAGUGGGGAAUCCUUUUAUUGAAGGCACUCAACAGGGCCCACUUGUCAACCGGGCUCAGUUUGAGAAAGUGCUGAGCUACGUCAAGAAAGGGACAGAGGAAGGGGCCCGGCUGGUGGCGGGGGGCAGUCGUGUCGGGGACAAGGGCUACUUUGUACAGCCGACUGUGUUUGCUGAUGUCAAGGAUGACAUGAGCAUUGCUACAGAUGAGAUUUUUGGGCCAGUGCAGAGCAUCCUCAAGUUCAGCAGCCUGGAGGAGGUGAUUGAGAGAGCCAACAGGACCCGGUACGGCCUAGCAGCCGGGGUCAUCACCAACGACAUCAACAAGGCUUUCCUGGUCUCACAGGCCUUGCAGGCAGGCAGCGUCUGGGUCAACUGCUAUGAUGUUGUCACCUCUCAGACACCAUUUGGGGGCUUCAAACAGUCAGGCCAUGGCAGAGAACUAGGAGAGUAUGCACUGCAAGAGUACACGGAGAUUAAAACUGUCACCAUUCAAGUUCCGGAGAAGAAUUCUUAA